AUGGCCUGGCCUUCCACGAAAGGUGGGCGGCAGGCAAAGACACAGCCGCGCGCACGGCAUCUCCAGUCGGCCACUCGCCGAUCCCCGUCACCAUUUCAUUGCAUCAGUGCGCUCGGUUUUUUUGCGCCUCCAAACCUCGCGGGUCACAGCACCGUCCGAGGACCGUCCAAGGUGCAGAGGCCUCGAUGA
This is a messenger RNA of Colletotrichum orchidophilum, 189 nucleotides long. RefSeq lists its product as uncharacterized. The record is from RefSeq and is a predicted model, not a curated record. The transcript has a single exon. NCBI's taxonomy places the organism in Eukaryota, Fungi, Ascomycota, Sordariomycetes, Glomerellales, Glomerellaceae. Bases 1 to 189 code for a protein of 62 amino acids.